AUGACUAAGCAGCUGCUUCUUCUUUUUUUUCUUCUGCUAAUCUCGUUGAGUCAAUAUGCCGAUUCUAAUUCUGGCUCCAUUGUCAAAUUUCUUCCUGGCUUUGAAGGCCCCCUUCCUUUUGAGCUCGAAACCGGAUACAUUGGUGUAGGUGAGGAAGAGGAAGUGAAAUUGUUCUACUAUUUCAUAAAAUCUGAGAGAAAUCCUGAAGAAGACCCUCUUCUUAUUUGGAUAAGCGGAGGACCUGGUUGCUCUUCUAUCAGUGGCCUUCUUUUUGGGAACGGGCCACUGACUUUCAAGACUGAGGGUUACAAGGGAGGUAGUCCUACCUUGGUUUCCACUACAUAUUCAUGGACAAAGGUGGCGAGCAUAAUAUUUUUGGACCAGCCUGUUGGGGUUGGCUUCUCCUAUACAUUAAAUCAACUUCUUGAUUCACCUAGUGACAUAGGAGAGGCUAAGCAGAUGGAUGACUUUCUUCGUAAGUGGUUAAGCAACCAUACAGAAUAUAUCUCAAAGCCAUUCUAUCUCGGCGGAGAUUCUUAUUCCGGUAAGGUUAUUCCGGCUGCCGUUCAAGAAAUCUCCAAAGGAAAUGAUCUUGGAUUGAAACCUCAAAUAAAUCUUCAGGGUUAUGUGCUAGGAAACCCGGUAACGGAUAUCGAGGUUGAGUAUAACGACCGCGUUCCAUUUGUUCGUGGAAUGGCACUCAUUUCUGAUGAACUCUACGAGCCGUUAAAGAGAACUUGCAGGGGCAAUAUUGGAAAUGUGGACCCACGUAACAUAGAAUGUUUGAAAUUCGUUCAAGAAUUUCGAAAGUGUACUUCUAAUUUAAAUAAGGAACAUAUUCUAAAACCAUCAUGCGAUGUUGAAUUGUCGACACUUUUAUCUCCAAAUGAUGUCCUAAGAACAUGCCUUAGAGGACGUCUCCCUGCAAAUCCUUCGGUUUCAUAUCCCGUUUGCGUUCUGUAUAAUGAUUUGCUAACUUCCUUGUGGGCUAAUGAUGAGGGCGUGCGCAAAGCACUUCAUGUGGUGAAGGGGAGUAUAGGGGAAUGGGCACGAUGUUUUCCGUUUGUGACUUACAAUUACAACAUUAAAAGUAGCGUACCAUAUCAUAGGAAUAACAGCAUCAAAGGUUACCGAUCUCUCAUCUAUAGUGGUGAUCACGAUUUGCUAGUGCCUUUCUUGUCAACACAAGCGUGGAUCAGAUCUCUCAAUUAUGCAAUUAUUGAUAACUGGAGACCAUGGAUGGUACAUAAUCAAAUUGCUGGAUACACUCGAACGUAUGCCAAUAAAAUGACAUUUGCCACUGUCAAAGGAGGUGGACAUACACCACAAUAUAAACCAGAAGAAAGCUUUAUCAUGUUUCAGAGGUGGAUAAGUGGCCAAUCUUUAUAG
Molecule: messenger RNA, 1389 nt
Organism: Arabis nemorensis
Lineage: Eukaryota; Viridiplantae; Streptophyta; Magnoliopsida; Brassicales; Brassicaceae
Source: the annotation of a GenBank genome assembly